AUGCAAGAUACGUCCAUUUUUGAAAAGAACCAAAAUAGCGGGCGCGUGGAUCACAUGCAUAGAUGGGCUAAUUAUACGACGGCAGGAUGUGACGCUGGGCAGCAGUUUGACGACGAACGUCGUUCGAGCUGCUCGCUUCUAAUUUGCUGUGACCUAACAUUCUCUACAGUUAGCCGACGAAGAGGGUGGGGGAAAUCGCUUUUCGUCGUGACGCAAAAAAUGGAUUGUUGUGAAAGUUUAUCUUGUUGGCCUAUCUUUUUACAGAACAUCGAUCUUGUAACAAGGGUCUGGGGUGUGUUCACUUCAAUAGUCCUGCUCGGCGUCGGCGCGGAUCUUUCCUUCCUUCACCAACUGGCAGGCGGAUUCGCCAUAGCAGCUGCUUUGAUCACCUUCUUCCUCGAGACGACGUGGGCUGUGACUGUUCUCCUUCAAGUGUGCCUCAGGUACGAACAUCAUGUCAUUUACAACUGCUGGGACGCCGUCUUAUGGUUAGAUUAUUGGAAGCGAACUGUCAUCUACACAAUUUUGGCUAUCUUGCUCUUUGCACAACCCCACCGAGCUUGGUUUACCACUGUGGGAGGCCUAAUGCUAAUCGCAUUAGGACUCUUGCACGCUGUCAGAUGGUAUAACAACCUUAAAUCCCACCCAAUGUCACUGCUCGAGCAACAGGAAAAUGGCAGUUUGGAUGACGACGUCGAGAUCGAUCUCUCUCUGCCCGAGCCCGUCCAACAGUUGGGCAAUUAUUCAAGCUCAGCUGCAACAGAGCAGCCACCUCAGACUCACAAGCUCGCUGAUACUAUGGAGAACGAACUUUUACGGGUCGUCGCUUGAAAACCAAGUUACAACACAAGAAAAGAUGGCGUUCAUGAAAAGUGGUCAACAGAAAGGCAAAAAAGAAAAAUUUCUACAGGUCUCAUCACUAGCACCUUGAACACCACAUUCUGUGCUAGUGAAUAAUAAUUGAAUGCAAAAUUUUAAUGGAGUUCCAAUUUUGUAACUGCAGUUUCGUAAUUUACUUAAAUGGUUUACGACACGACUAAUGACGAAUAAUGGGAGGACUGUUCGAAGGUCAUCGUUUGGCGGCAAAAAAGGUUUACGUACUGGUAGUUGUUCAUGGCAAUAGAAAAACAGUUAUCACCUUUUAAAAAAAAGUAAUUCCUAAUUUGAUAUACAAGAAACGAACUGAACGCAUUUAGUUUAGUAUUUUAGCACAAAGAUGCAAAAGUAUUCAAAAAUGAAGCCUCAUCAAAUGUUUUGGCUGCGAAUAGGACUGGACCAUGAAACAGUGGUUCAAGACCUUUUAUCACCAACGUGCAUGACACAUGUCAAGCAUUGAUGUUCCAAAAGUAUUUUUAAAUAAGCUUAGAAACUAGAUUCAAUAUGGUAACACAUCAAGUGUAACAUGAAAAACACACCUACUGUAGAGCUGAGACAGCCACAUGGUAGAACAAAAAAGUCAAAUUGCCUGAACAAAAUUAUCUGUGAAAUGGUGCUAACAAAGAACAUGUCUUACAUUCACAAGAAUGUGUACCCAAAGAAAAGCCUAUCUUGCAUGCUAAAUGACCCAAUGUAAAACGGAAAUCUCGAGCCACGUUUUAGUUUGACGUAGGUUGGCGCCUGAGAACGACAAAAUCAUGCGAACAAGACUAUCUUAACCGAGAAUUGUAAAUAUUUCGUUAGUAAUACACUUACAUUAUGAAGUUC
This is a messenger RNA of Daphnia magna, 1704 nucleotides long. RefSeq lists its product as uncharacterized. The transcript is spliced from 5 exons. The record is from RefSeq and is a predicted model, not a curated record. The coding region runs from base 1 to 831 and encodes 276 amino acids. NCBI's taxonomy places the organism in Eukaryota, Metazoa, Arthropoda, Branchiopoda, Diplostraca, Daphniidae.